Messenger RNA from Dioscorea cayenensis subsp. rotundata (Guinea yam), 1188 nucleotides. RefSeq names its product annexin D2-like. Gene Ontology annotation, cellular component: cytoplasm. Lineage: Eukaryota; Viridiplantae; Streptophyta; Magnoliopsida; Dioscoreales; Dioscoreaceae. Gene Ontology annotation, molecular function: calcium ion binding; calcium-dependent phospholipid binding. Bases 79 to 1029 code for a protein of 316 amino acids. The record is from RefSeq and is a predicted model, not a curated record. The transcript is spliced from 5 exons.
UUUAUACCCCUUGUCCCUUUCCAACCGACCCCUUCAAAACAAUCAAAACCUCCUUUCCUUUCUCGCGAAGCUUCGACAAUGGCGACCAUCUCUGUGCCGGCCACCGUCCCGUCCCCGGCCGAGGACUGCGAGCAGCUCCACAAAGCCUUCUCAGGUUGGGGAACAAACGAGGGAUUGAUUAUCUCUAUCCUAGCCCACCGCACAGCAGCCCAGCGCCGCGUCAUCCGGGACGUCUAUUCUAAGACUCACGGGGAGGAUCUCCUCAAGUCCCUCGACAAGGAGCUCACUCGAGACUUCGAGAAGGCUGUGCUGACAUGGACGCUGGGGCCGGCGGAGAGGGAUGCAUUGUUGGCGGGGGAGGUGAUAAAGAGAUGGAGCCCUGCGAACCGAGUGCUCAUAGAGAUCGCAUGCACCCGUAGCCCGGAGGAGCUACUCACCGCCAGGCGUGCGUACCAUGACCGCUUCAAGCGCUCCUUGGAGGAGGAUGUUGCGGCGCACACCUCCGAUCAUUUCAGAAAGCUUCUUGUACCGUUGGUAAGUUCGUUCCGCUACGAUGGGCCUGAAGUGAACAUUUCAUUGGCAAAAUCGGAGGCUAAGAUACUCCAUGGAAAGAUCUCAGAAAAGGAUUACAGCAAUGAUGAAAUUAUCAGGAUUCUCGCUAGCCGGAGCAAGGCGCAACUCUUUGCAACACUAAACCAUUACCACAAUGAGUUUGGUAAUCCAAUCAAUAAGGAUUUGAAGUCUGAUCCUAAAGAUGAGUUCCUCUCUGCCUUGAGGGCUGUAGUGAAGUGCAUCACUGCCCCAGAAAGAUAUUUCGAGAAGGUUAUUCGGCUAGCGAUAAACAAGAUGGGAACCGAUGAAGGUGCUCUGACCAGGGUAAUAACAACUCGAGCUGAAGUUGAUCUGAAAAUCAUAAAGGAAGAGUACUACAAAAGAAACAGUGUGCCAUUAGACCGUGCCAUUGCUAAGGACACUCGUGGAGAUUAUGAGGAUUUCCUUCUUGCCUUGAUAGGAGAAAGUAAUGCUUGAGCUCUGCCUCUUUAUAGAUAUAAAAUAAAGCAUCUGUUUGUUCUUGCUGCAUAUGAUAUAUCCACCGUAUUCAGUGCUCUGUUUUGCUUGCCCUGUAAAACUUCAGAGUCUACUGUGGUUUGUUUCAACUUUUAUAAAUAAUCUACUUAUGUUUGUUUA